Molecule: messenger RNA, 397 nt
Organism: Moneuplotes crassus
Lineage: Eukaryota; Ciliophora; Spirotrichea; Euplotida; Euplotidae
Source: the annotation of a GenBank genome assembly
AUAGAACAUGGAAAAUUCAGAAUUAGAAAUGAUUGCUCCAAAAAAGACCAACAAAGAGGAAGACCUGAGCCCAGAUGAAGACAUCCUAAACAUCAUGAAAGUAAAGCAGAAAAUGGAAUCAGCUAUAAAAAUAAACUCUUUUGAAGUAAACCAAAACAAGUGGGCUGAGAUCAUCCUCGGUGUUAAUCUCUCAACCAAAAAGUUAGAAAAAAUUCCUUCAACUAUGCUCAAACCAGCUUUCACUUUUUGAGAGAAGAAGAUUCACUUAGGAAAGAAAAAGAACCCUCCAAAAUCAGAAUCCACAGUUGUCUCUAUGCCUAAAUCAACAGAAGCCACAGAAGUCUUCCGCAUGCCUGGCGGUCACUUUACAAGUAAUUUAGCUAAAUAUUCAAAAUAA